AUGGACAUGGGCAGUAUUUUCGAGACUUUUGUCACUGCAUCGACUUUCCGUUCUAUUCAGAAUUCUUUCUAUCAGCUGUGCAUAGCGGCUGAUAUCGAUCCAUCGGAUUCGAUCAAUGUUUAUAGGAAACUUCGACUGAUUGACGAUUGGAAAGCUCAGAAAUUAUUCAAGCUUUUAGACAAGAAAUGGGAACUUGCUGAGUACAAAAAGCAAACAGCUUGUGAACGGCUAAAUGUUUUCGUAAUUGGAGCUGUACUAGUUGAACAGCGUGAACGAUUCAGUCGGAAUAAUGUCUUGCACCUUUGGGAAUUUGUGAUCCAAGAUCUGAAAUCGCUAGGAGCCAAGAUUUUUUAUCCAAAGUUUUGCACUGGAAGCAUUGAACAUAUAACUAGUUUUCCCGAAGAAAGAAGGCAAUCAUGGCGAGUUUCUUUGUACUUUGCAAAUUUGAAAGAUGGAGUCACCGGUUUCCGCGCAUGUUUGGAACCCAAGGGUCAUAUCCUCUCUGAAUAUGAUAUUGAUGUGAUCGUCGCUGCUGAUGGUAAAAGGAAUACUAUACCGGGUAUGUUACCUACCUUCAUGAACCUCAGUCUGACCUCAUUCUCUUCCUUUUUCUUCUUCUGAUU
Messenger RNA from Cylicostephanus goldi, 623 nucleotides. Lineage: Eukaryota; Metazoa; Nematoda; Chromadorea; Rhabditida; Strongylidae. The record is from the annotation of a GenBank genome assembly.